AUGCAGCAGCAGCCGAUGCAGCAGCAGCCGAUGCAGCCGAUGCAGCAGCAGCAGAUGUACCCGCAGCAGAUGCACCCGGAGCAAGUGCACCCGCAGCAGAUGAAUAACCCGCAGCCGAUGCGCCCGCAGCAGAUGCGCCCGGAGCAGAUGCACCCGGAGCAGAUGCGCCAGGAGCAGAUGCACCAGGAGCAGAUGCAUCAGCAGAUGAUGCACGAGGAGCAGAUGCACCAGCAGAUGCAGGCCCAGCAAUACGGCGACGGCACGAUGUUCAAGCGCGCCACCAUCAUCGCGACGCUCGCCCUCGGCGCGCAGGGCUUCGCCCCCAAGUCAUUGCCGCGCGCGUCGACGCGCGUCUCCGAGUCGUUCGAGGAAUACAUGAAAUCGCGCGAGGACGCCCCGGCGGCCCCCGCGGCGCCGGCCGCGAAGACGGCGCCCCUCGUCGUCGACGUCGAGCCCGUCGGGGCGAAGCCGGCCGCGUCCCCCUUCACGGCGGACUACGUCGACGUCGAGCGGCGCGAGGUCGAGCUCGCGGCGCGGACGGCCCUGGACGCGCUUCGGUCCAAGGGCCGCGGCCUCGACCGGGCGGCCGAGGAGGCCGCGUGGGAGGCCGCGUGGAUCGCCGCGUCGGUCUCGAACCUCGGGCAGCUCAAGCUCAAGCAGGACGCGGCGGCCCACGUGUCCGCCCACAUCCAGCCCUACGUCCCGCCGCUCCGGCUCCCCGCGCCCGGCGGCCCCGAGCAGGACCCGCGGGAUCCGCGCUUCGCAGCGGGGCCGGCGCCGCCCGGCGGCGACGUCCGCGGCUACGCGCCGGACCCGCGGGAUCCGCGGGAUCCGCGUUUCGCGGCGCCCGCCCCCGGCGGCGACGUCCGCGGCUACGCGCCGGACCCGCGGGAUCCGCGCUUCGCGGACACGCCCGCGACCGCGCCGGCGCAGCGGCGUCGGGCGAGCGUCGCGCGGGCGAAGGCCGGCAUCGAGCAGGAGCAAGUCCGGGGCCCCCUCUCGAACGAGGGCAACUACAACCACGACGACGCCUACGGCCGCGGUCAGGUGGGCUCCAAGACGCGCGCGGGGCCGCCGCCCGCGGGGUGGGAGGAGCGCUACGAGCGGGAUCGCCUCGCGGCGGCGCGGGGGCCGCCGCCCGCGGGGUGGGACGCGCCGCCCGGCGGCGGCUACGCGCAGGACCCGUGGAAUCCGGGCUUCGACGAGGGGCGGGCGCCGCCGGGCGGCGAUUUCGGCGGCUACGAACAAGGCCCCAAAAAGCAGCGCUUCGGGGGGGCGCGGACGCGGAACGGCGGCCACGUCCGCGUGGUGCCGCCCGGCGGCGACGUCCGCGGCUACGAGCAGGAGGACCCGCGGGAUCCGCGCUUCGCGGCGGGGCGGGCGCCGCCCGGCGGCUACGAGCAGGGGCCGUGGGAUCCGCGCUUCGAGGCGGGGCCGGGCGGCGACGUCCGCGGCUACGAGCAGGGCGCGUGGGAUCCGCGCUUCGAGGCGGCGCGGGCGCCGCCGGGCAUGGAGGGCCGCCGCUACGCGCAGGGCCCGAAGAAGCAGCGCUUCGCGGGUCGCCGGAACUACGACCAGGCCGACGCCUUCGCGCACGGCGGCCCGCAGCCCCGACGCUCUCGGGGCGGGCGCAAUCGCUGGGACAGCUCUGCGCCUGCGGCGCCGCGGACGACGACGGCCCUGCGCGCGACGCGGCAAGGCUGGCUCGCCGGCUCCAUGAACUACGUCGACGUCGAGCCGCGCGAGGCCGCGUGGAAGGCCAAGUGGAGCGCCGCGUCGGCCGCGAACGUCGAGCAGCGCGCGCACACGCGGGGCGCGGCGGCCCGGGUCGCCGACGACGUCCGGGCCUACGUGCCGCCGCUCGGCGGCCGCGUCGCCGGCGCCGUCGACGAGUUCGCCGCGGACGAGACGGCAAUGUCGUCCGCGCCGGCCUGGCUCGCCGGCAACGUGCUCGGCGAGCAGGCGGCCGCCGAGCGGGCGCUGGCCACCAUGGAGCGGGAGCGCGUCGGCGCGGAGGCCCCCGCCAAGGCGCGUCGCCACGGGGCCAAGGCCAAGGCCGUCGUCCGCAGCCCGCCCCGCCGUCGCUUCCUCCCGGGCCCGGGAGGCGUCGUCGACGGCGGCGCCGUCGGGCCGGGCGCGAUGGGUCCGGGCGGCGCCGUCGGGCCGGGCACGCCCCGCCCGCACCCCGCCCUGCCCUACGACUACCGCCGCGCGACGCGGGACCCGCAUCGCUACCACGACCCCAACGCCGCCUACGGCGAGGGCUUCUUCCCGGCCCGCCGGGUCGCGACGCGCGCGCAAUGGGGCAACCCGGGCCUCCCGUGGCUCAACGACCGCUCCGUCGUCCCCCGCCGCCCCGGCCCGCGCGCCGCCCACGGGCCCUCGCGGGCGACUCCCACGUGGCGCCCGGCGUACGACGAGGACAUGCGGCAGAACCCGUACGGCGCGAACAGCAUCCAGUUCGACGCGGGGCGGAACCGGUGGCAGAACCGCGAGCAGCGCCGGCGCCAGGAGGAGGGCCGGGGCCGCGCGGACUGGCGCCGGCCGCGAGGCGGCUUGCACCGCGAGGAACUCCGCGCCCGCCGCUACCGCGAGUGGAAGCCCCUGAGCCAGGACUUCACCUGA
Aureococcus anophagefferens is the source of this 2625-nucleotide messenger RNA. RefSeq lists its product as hypothetical. The record is from RefSeq and is a predicted model, not a curated record. Lineage: Eukaryota; Pelagophyceae; Pelagomonadales; Pelagomonadaceae. The transcript has 3 exons. The coding region runs from base 1 to 2625 and encodes 874 amino acids.